AUGGCUCCCCGCAUCGACUUUGGCGUCCCCGUGAGCAUCACCUACAUCGGCACCGCCACGGCCAUUAUCCACAUCGACGGCGUCAACUUCCUGACGGACCCCGUCUUUUCGCCCGGGGGAACUGAAUGGUACCGCAGGGACGUGGGCGGCCUCAAGCUGACGCAGACCAAGAGCCCGGCCUACGGGCUCGCCAGCCUGCCGCCCAUCGACGCCGUGCUGCUCAGCCACGAGGACCACCCGGACAACCUGGACGAGCCCGGCCGCCAGCUGCUCGACGGCCGCCGCGUCUUUACCACGCCCGACGGCGCGCGCAAGCUGGGCCCGCGGCCGGGCGUGCGCGGACUGAAAGACUGGAAAACAGCAACCCUCACCAUCGGCGGCCGCGAAUUCAGCAUCACGGCCACCCCAUGCCAGCACCUACCAGGAGGCGAAUGCAUCGGCUUCGUCAUCUCCUCGCCAUCCUUCGGCACGCACUCACCCACCAACCUGCCCAACGCGCUCUACUUCUCGGGCGACACGGUACACGUCGCCUCGCUGGGGCCCGAGAUUCGUGCGAGGUGGCACGUGGCGGCCGCGCUGCUGAACCUGGGCAAGGCGUCGGUGGGGCGGCUGCAGAUCACCAUGGACGGCGCACAGGGGGUGCAGUUGUUUGAAGAUGUGGGGGCGGAUUUGCUCGUGCCGAUGCACUUUGAGGCGUGGCAGCACUUUGCUGAGGACAAGGCUGAUAUGGUGGCGGCGUUCGAGAAGGGCGGGAUUUUGGACAAGGUGGUGUUCCUGGAGCUUGGGGUCGAGACUUUGUUGACCAAGGCUUGA
Molecule: messenger RNA, 813 nt
Organism: Lasiosphaeria miniovina
Lineage: Eukaryota; Fungi; Ascomycota; Sordariomycetes; Sordariales; Lasiosphaeriaceae
Product: beta-lactamase superfamily domain-containing protein
Exons: 3
Coding region: 1-813 (270 amino acids)
Source: RefSeq, a predicted model, not a curated record